Molecule: messenger RNA, 1991 nt
Organism: Blepharisma stoltei
Lineage: Eukaryota; Ciliophora; Heterotrichea; Heterotrichida; Blepharismidae
Source: the annotation of a GenBank genome assembly
AUGAAAACUCAAAAAACCAAGGACUCAUUUUUCAAAGAGCCAGAAAUAGACCGGUUACAGCGAAACCUAGAGUUAAUCAUCCAAAAGCUAGAAAGGGAAAAGCGAGAGCAUGCUUACUUAGACGAACAAAUAAAAAUCGUCGAAGUCGAGCUAAAUGAGAAGAAAAACUUAAAAAGACUCCCAGAACUAAAAGACAAAAAUUUACAUAAAAAUAUUUUAGCUUUAGAAAGAAAGCUAGAACUUGAAAUAGUCCAUUACAAUGAAGCAUGCUCUGAGAACAAUCUUCUUAAAAACCAAAUUGAAGUCCAUAGGAAUGAUUUGCUGAAUUACAAGCAAAGCCUAUUCCCUUCCAAUAAAAUUUGCAUAUAUAAUUUAUAUUUUUUUAAUAAAAAUAGUAAAUUUUUAUUAAAAUUUAUAAUGGGAGUUAGAGAAUUUGAAAGGAGAUAUCCUGAACGUAUCAGUGCAAGGUGCGAAAAGAAAUUCUCAAUGGAAAGAAAAUAUAGAAGAAGACCAACUUUUUAGGGAAAGAAUUUCGGUACUGCGAAGCAAAAGCGCCAAUGCCAAAACAAGAUAUAGCAACAAAAUCAAUAGCUUAGCAAGCAUAAUAAGAGAAGAGCGAAAUAAUAAAUUGAAAGGAUUGGGGAUCAUUAAAGAUGUUUUUGAGUUUAGAAAUUCAAAACCUGCUGAUAGUUUGGAGCUUAUUCUCUAUUAAAUUAAAAUCAUUACAAUUUUAUAAGAAAAUAAUUAAUUUCUAUGCGUUAUUUUGCUCUUAUAAUAAAAAACAUCAUUAAUUUAUCUAUAAAAAGUAUAGCAGUAUGCUAAGAAAAUUAGUUAAAAAAUGGCAAAAAGCGUUAAAAGAAAGAAAGAUCCUUUUAGAAGGCUAUAAAAAAAAUAUCAAGCUAAUAAAGCUAGCUUUUAGAGAAAUCCAAGCAGCCACAGGCUACGGCAACAUUGACGAUAUAGUCACAGCCUUUAUCAAAAGUGAAGAACAAAUCCACGAAGUCUGACAAUACAUUAACACCUUGAACGGAGAAAUCGACAAUUUAGAAGAAAACUUAAAAGAGGCUACAGAAAAAAUAGAAUCCUAUGAAAAAAAUAAAGAAAAAGGUGAAGUAAAAUGUAUUGAAAAUAAAAAUUAUCUUGAUAAAAGGAAACAGUCAAUGGAGCUAAAAGUCAUCAAAAAAGGCCAAAAAUUCGAAGAAGUCCAAGCUGAGAUUACUAAGCUUUUGCCUAUUGUCAAGGUAAAUUUUAUAUAGAAAAUGUCAAACCUGUGUCAGUCUACCACACUUCCUAUACAGCUUACUACUUCUUAUGUAGAUUCAAUUAAUUUUGAAUCUCUAACAGAGGAUAACAUUCUUCCUAUUCUAGGGCAAAUCGAAGAAUAUUUAAGCUACAUUUUAAUAUCAGUAGCCUAUCAUAAAAAUGAUAAACAUCCUGUACUUAAACCUAUUGCCCUUGAUAUUUUAUUUUAUUUUUUUAAAAAAUUAAGUCGGAAAAUCUGAAGUCAAAAUCAAUUUUUAAUAAAAAAAAGGCUAUGUGUUUAAUAGUAAAAUAUGUAUAAUAUUUAGAAUAAUAUACAAGAAAAAAGUUUUGCAAUAACUCCAACGUCAAUUAGCAAUAUUUUUGACUUUAAAGAUCUGUAUGAAGAUGAAGAAAUUGAUGAUUCCAGGGCUCCUCUUCCUCUAUAUGAACUCAAAGAGAAAGCGAAAUUUAUUUUGGAGACCAAAACUUCAGCUAGCUCCAGAGGACUUUUAAGUGGCUUGCGUAGCAGAACUCCUAACUCCUCUUUAAGAACGAGCAGAACAUUGAAAAAAUGGAAAAUUAGCCUGUUUUAAGAGAGGAAAAAAUUGUUUAUAUUAAUUUUAUAAUGAGAUCUCAGUUAAUAUGCAUUCUUAAACAUUAUUUUUUAAAUUUAAAUAGGUUUUUGAAAAAAAAAUAACCGGCCCUUAAGAAGGAGGGGAAGUAAGCAUUUGCCAUGCAUUACGGAUUAA